AGCAUUUAUUCAUACAGUCGAGCCUCGUACCCCGUUGACCACGUUUCCACCCCUACAACGUUCACAUUUCAAAGUCCAGAUUUCAUGCAAUUUAUCUUCAAUUUGCCAAUUUUGCUUGCAAAUAACACAUUUAUAACGUAAACUUCCUGACAACGACCAGAUUUUCCCACAAAGUACUGUAGUGAAAAGGCCUUCGCUACGACGUACCGUUGGAAGCUAAUUGCCGUCGGGACCGUGCUUACGAGCAAAAUGUACCGCGUGGCGUUCCCCGCAGUUGCCUAGCAACGCUCACAGAUGGACUCGUACAUUGUUGUACUUCUGGAGGCAAGGCGCACGAGCUCUGACAACACGUCUGGCCAACGGAAGCAAUUUUGCUGUAUGUGAAGGCUGAAAUUGUCCCUCACUUACGAAAGGGAGUCCUGGAAACGGGUUUAAACGAACUACCGUUCAAAACCUGACAGAUCCGUUAUGUCCCUCAGGAAAAUGAGGGUUUCAACCAUCAAACUGCAACAGCUUACCAUAUUCACCACCUUGUUCACAGGGGGAGGGAUUGGCACCAUGUACUACCUGAUGCAGAAGAAAUUUGCAGAGUCGGACUACCACAAAUUGGCUUUGCAGAAGUUGGAAUCGUGUCCGAUCGCCAUGGAGAAUUUGGGCGCCCCACCGUUAAAAAUCCACAACAUUCAUCUGACUGACAGAGAAAAUCGAAUCGACCAGCAAACAGCACAGGUAAAGAUCCCUGUGACUGGGUCAAAGGCCAGUGGCUAUUUAUAUACAUCUUCCAUCAGAGACCCAAUCACCAACAGAUGGAGUGUGAAGCUGGCCGUUUUGAGGCUCAAAGAAGGGCAGACCAUCAACGUCAUGAAUCCUCCAUCAGUGGCAACGGACUGCAGGCUCGAGGAGACGGACUGACGCCAUCCGUUCAUGACCGCUUCAAGGUAGAAUUGCUGGAGACUAGUGUGCGCGGGGCAUUUUAGGAAACUCUGCGAGGCCGAAUUUCACAACAAACUCUGGAUGAUUGCUUUGUUUUUCUUGAUCUUUUCAACUCCAUUUCCUUCCACCAGUCAGUAUUUUCACAUCAAGAUAAAAUGGACAACAUAGAUUUCUAAUUGUCAGUUGAAAUUUUAUUUGAUCUCUGUCAAAAGUUUGAUUUCUAUGUUCGGAAAAGGUAACUACAGAACAGUAUUUCAUCUCUUCUCUGCUCUGCCUGUGUGAAAUUUUGUUUGAGAUGUUGCACACGCAUCGUUUAUCAAGUGAGAAGAUGGAUUUCCUGUAAAUGUCGCACUUUGCUGAAAUGUUUCCUAUGACUGAACAGGACAUUUGUGUUGUAGUUUUCCCCCGUUUACAUGAACCGCCGUCAUCCAGGUGACCUUUGCCUUGCAUUCAAAUUUCAUUUAUUUGGAUAUCCACACCGGGCUAAAAAUAACAGUAGUCAAGUUAGCUAUCGGCCAGCAUUGAGGUUUUUGGCACACAUUUUAUCAUCGCACUCUCAUCUGCAGAUGUACAUGUACGAGCAAUAUGGUAUUCAACUGUCUUUAUUAGGAUUUUUUUUUCUGUUGAGUUCAAAUUGCAAAACUUUUUCUAUCCCCCCCCAAAUAAAUCCUGACUGGUCAACA
Molecule: messenger RNA, 1616 nt
Organism: Hippocampus comes (tiger tail seahorse)
Lineage: Eukaryota; Metazoa; Chordata; Actinopteri; Syngnathiformes; Syngnathidae
Gene: coa1
Product: cytochrome C oxidase assembly factor 1
Exons: 5
Coding region: 469-912 (147 amino acids)
Biological process (GO): mitochondrial respiratory chain complex I assembly; mitochondrial respiratory chain complex IV assembly
Cellular component (GO): mitochondrial inner membrane
Source: RefSeq, a predicted model, not a curated record